Molecule: messenger RNA, 783 nt
Organism: Temnothorax curvispinosus
Lineage: Eukaryota; Metazoa; Arthropoda; Insecta; Hymenoptera; Formicidae
Product: zinc finger and SCAN domain-containing protein 20-like
Exons: 3
Source: RefSeq, a predicted model, not a curated record
AUGUCAUGUAAAAAGGGUGCAAAUUGGACAGAUGGUGAAACACGAACGUUUCUCGAACUGGUCACGGAAAAAAGUAUUUUAAGUAUAAUUGAUGGAAAGAAACAUCGGCAUGUAGAGAUUUUCCGAAUGCUGGUACCCGAAAUGCAAGCAAAAGGUUAUGAAAAAACAGCCGAGCAAAUAAAAUUAAAAUUAAAAAAUUUGAAAGCAGCAUAUUUCAAAUGUAAAAGAAAUAAUAAUGUCAGUGGUGCUGCUCCCUCAACGUGUCCAUUCUACAACGAGUUAGAUAUAUUAUAUGGAGGCAGGCCAAGUGCCCUAGCUAGCAGCAGCGAUGAUCAAGUAGGAAUAAACACCGCUGAAAUAAAUGAGGAAGAAGUUAAUAACGAGAAUGAUUCAAUAAAUUGUACAACUGCUGAAGAGACUGAUGAAAUGUUAGAUAAGGAAAAUGAAGUCCCACCAGCCAAAAAACAGAAACGAACAAAAACUUCUGGAAGAAAAAGUUAUGAAGUAAUGCUGCAAAGUCAUACUGACAAGUGGUUGAAAAACCAAAAAGAAUUACUUAACAGCAUUACAAACAAGCAGAUGGAACUCCAAAAACAAAUGGUCCAUGACGAGAUGAUGGAGCAGAGAAAGUGGGAAGAAGAGGAGUUAGAAAAAGAGCGAAAAUUUCAAAGUCAGCAAACAAGCUUGAUUCUGGCUGCAUUUACUAACAGUAUGCAGGGUAUCAGAUCUCAAACCCCUGCUCGUUCUACACAAAGCACCUUGAAGCCGCUGAAACUUAUUCCG